Molecule: messenger RNA, 1941 nt
Organism: Helobdella robusta
Lineage: Eukaryota; Metazoa; Annelida; Clitellata; Rhynchobdellida; Glossiphoniidae
Exons: 13
Coding region: 345-1724 (459 amino acids)
Biological process (GO): endoplasmic reticulum unfolded protein response
Cellular component (GO): endoplasmic reticulum
Molecular function (GO): protein binding
Source: RefSeq, a predicted model, not a curated record
UUUUUUUUGCUUGAGACACGUUUCGGUUUCUAAAAUAGAAAAAUCUUUUUUCUAAAUAAAUUUUGCCUGUUUUAUUAUUAAAUAAUUAAAUACAGUUAGGUUAGAUUUUUAAUAAAAAUAUUUCAACAAAUUGUGCUUCAUGUUUGCUUAAUAUUGUAGUUGUUAGAUCAGAAAAUCUGAAUUUAUUUUGAAGUAAUUCUGAAUAUCUGAUCAGAAGAAAACAGAUAAAAAAAAAGAAGCUGAACUUAAGUGAACCAGAAUCUCUCAGGACUUCAGUCUAAACUUGACUUCUUCAUUUAAAAACUGGAAACUGAUUAGAAAUUAGCUGGUGAUGAGCAGCAAUAAUGGAGUCAACAUCAUCCAACAAUAAUGUGUCCCAAGCUUUAGUCAUUAUUAUACUUUCUAUGACAGUAGUCCUUAUCUUAUUAGUUUCGUAUGCAAAGAAUAUUCUACUUUUCCUAGGGAUUAUUAAACAACAUGGGCCACAAGAUGAUGACAAAACAGAGAAAGACUCUUCAAAGUCUGAAAUUCCUGACAACAAGGAAGCAACGAAAUCCAAAGAUACUAAUCAACUGAACAAAAUGGCAACUUCUAAGAAGGAUAGGACUGUAUCAAAGUCGAAAUUUACCCAUGAACAUCUAGUUGCCACUCUGAAAUCCCAUACAGGAAUCAUAUCGGAUAUGCAUUUCAGUCCCAAUGGGAAGUAUCUGGCAUCUUGUGCUGAUGAUAGAUCGAUAUAUGUCUGGAUUAUCAAAGAUUUCUUAAACAACAGUAGCAAGUCAAUCAGAGUGAAUGUUGACUAUGACCAUGCCACGAAGCUCUGUUUCAGUCCAGACAAUAAAGCUUUUUUGGUUACCCUGUUCUCGGAAGAAACAAUUCGAGUGUACAAGAUGGCUAAGAAAGAGGAUGGCACAUUGGGAAAAAUUCAGUCGGCCUUUGAUUUUCCAGAGAAAUGUCCCCACGAAGUAUUGACCAUUGGAAUAGCCAGCACAGGCCUUUAUGUUAUGACCUGCUAUAAGAAUCCCAUCAUCAAAAUAUGGGAUAUCAAAGGUACCCUGCUUACAAGCAUCGACACUCUACAGAUGAAUCAUACUCACGGCCGAGUGUCACCUUGUGGCCGAUUUGUGGCUUGCUCAGGUUUUACGUCAGAAGUAAAAGUAUGGGAGGUCACCUUCAGCAAGACAAAUGAAUUUAAGGAAACGACAAAGGCUUUCCAACUCGGCAGUCACACGUCUACCAUAUAUUCAUUCGAUUUCAACAACGAUUCAACGAGAAUGGCCACUAUUUCGAAGGACGGCACGUGGAAACUGUGGGACACAAACAUUGAUUACAAGAGAAGGCAAGACCCGAAAUUACUAAGAACCUGGAACUGUCAGUCGUCAUUCGUCGGCUCAUCUCUCCUCUGCCUCUCAGCCAAUGGUCUUUCAGUAGCAAUAGCUAAUCACGGUUCAGUUUACAUUUACAACGUCUAUGACGAGGAUUGCGAUCGGAUUGAAGAUUUGUGUAUCGGGGACAUAGUUGCAGUUGAGUUCAGUCCGAGCAAUGCUCAUUUAGCGGUUUGCACUGAAAAGUCAAUCUUUGUAUUCCACAAUGUUAAAGGUUUGAAGGGGUUUAUAAAAGAUUUAAAGUUGAAGAUUCAAAGUGCCUCAACAACAUCAAUGAAGGAGAGAAUUAAAGAACAAAUUAAUACUGCUAUGACCCAGCUAGCUUCAUUGGACAAGUAACAAUGAUGACAGUGAUGGUGAAUUGUGGGGCAAGAAUAAGAAUGCAAUGAGAUGAUGAAUUAUCAUUGAACACUAGCAAGCAUCUCAAUCAUUGUUCAUCUUGUCAUACGUAUAUAUAUAUAUAUUCGUAAAAACCUUAUUUUGUCGGUUUUUUUCAUUUGUUUUUGGAGUAAAACUAAAUUAAUUUCUAAAAUAGAAAACCUCGUUUGAGUUUAUU